UGGGAUGGCGUCCCAGACAGAUUCGCCUUCUCCGCAAGGCAUGCUGUUGUUGUGUGACAAAACAACACCGUUAUAARGCGUUGGAAUAGUUUGGUGAGCAUUACUGCAGCUUCUCUGUUUCUGCGUCUCGAAGGAGUGAGGGGUAAAACAACAAAACAGAUCACUCAUCAAAUAUCCUACACCCAGUUCCACCAUGAAUAUCCAGUCAGCUAUCAACAGGGAGGUAUUUGCUCCCCGGGAUGAGAGGAUGCUAGUGGCUGUGGAGGUGAAGAGGAGAAAGAGGAAAAGGAUCCCCUUUCUGCCCACUGGAGGCAAGGGAGAAUACAUGACAUACAUCUGUUUGUCAGUGACCAAUAAGAGGCCAGCUCAGCUCCUCAUCACCAAAGUCAAGCGAUUUGGAGGCUCCGCCCCCUUCACCAGAAGGUCACAGUGGGCCGUGGAGCAGCUUCGCCAGGUCAACGGCAUCAACCCCAACAAGGACUGCCCAGAGUUUGACCUGGUGUUCGACAACGCCUUUGACCAAUGGGUGGCCAGCUCAGCGCCAGAGAAGUGCAUCUUCAUCCAGAUCAUGUACCACGCCUGUCAGACCUAUUGGGAAGGCAAGGAGGGGGUCCCUGGUAGCCCAGCUGGAGACCAGCAGAAGGGCCAAAGAGGUCAAGGGGGCCAGGGUAGCCCAGGGGCCCAAGGGGGCCAGGGUAGCCCAGGGGCCCAAGKGGGCCAGAUAGGAGGACCAGGGGCCCAGGCUAGACGGAAGAGCACCGUGGGUCCCAGGCCCCGUCAUACUGAGUUUGUCAACUGUCAGUCCAAACUCACGGGAGAUGCCUGCAAAAUGAAUCUGGUCCUGUACCGUUGCAAGGUCUUUUUCAACCGCAUGAAGAAGGUGAUGGUUUCAAACCAAAGCCGUUCUCAGGCUGGAGCAGGUCCUAGAGCAGGUCCCAGUGGGCAGCGCCCUCCAGGGGGCAGUAUGGGUAGUGUAGUCCAGAGGGCCAGCCAGGCCCUGCAGGAGCGUGGGGAGAGACUGGGCCGGGCCGAGGACAAGACGGUAGACCUAAUGCACAAAGCCCAGCAGUUUGCAGACACUGCUCACAAGCUGGCUCUGAAGUAUUCAAACUAGAGGCAUAUCUUCCUGUGGAACUGCUCCUGGAGUCGUUGGCCCUAAUUUUCUUGUUAAUUCUAUGUAAUAACAUUUAUACUAAUCUUUGACUAAGUUGAAACUAAUGGACUAAUGUUGKACUGAGUUGAUACCCAGUGGUCACACUGCAAUUCCUCUGAAGAAUCCUGUCUAGUACUGGGUUAUUGCGCUUGCUAUUAGGACUUAGACUGUGGACAAGCAACUGUCACUUGUGUCAGAAGGACUUUAAAAUGUUUACAGAUGGGCAGUGGGGAGGACGGCCCAGUUAUGGACCCCCCAGGAUUAAAGAAUGACCUUUCACCUCUAGAACUGGACCUGUGGAUUACAUGAUGGUGUCCUUUCAUGGGAUAGAUAGUUGUUAUACUGGAUGGCAAUGUAGUGUCACAAUGUUCCCACUGUUUGAGUGUACACGUCGUCCCUGCUUCAGUAGCCUCUUCUCUGAUAACAAGGAUUUUAGAUUUUUUGUGCGGCUUUAGAUCUUUUAAAUAUGGAUUCAUGAAUUCACACRGUGAACAGCUGACAAGUGAAGUUGAGAACCUACGUGUCUCCACCAUGAAUGUAUAAUUUCAGUGCUGUUUUUUUGUUGUUGUUGCUCAUUGCAUAAAUUAUUGAUCAUUUAUGACUGAAUAGGCACACACAAAGAGCAGCUUGUGAAUAUUGGCACGAACCGAUGCAAMUCGGAUUGCAAAUGAAUUCCUGGUGUUAUUAUUUUCCCACAUUUUUUUUUUCUCUUUCUCUGCAUUGUUGUGAAGGGCCCAUAAGUAAGCAUUUCACUGUUAGUCUA
Salvelinus sp. IW2-2015 is the source of this 1916-nucleotide messenger RNA. It is a transcript of the gene stxbp6l, whose product is annotated as syntaxin binding protein 6 (amisyn), like. Lineage: Eukaryota; Metazoa; Chordata; Actinopteri; Salmoniformes; Salmonidae. The record is from RefSeq and is a predicted model, not a curated record.